Molecule: messenger RNA, 2416 nt
Organism: Hypoxylon trugodes
Lineage: Eukaryota; Fungi; Ascomycota; Sordariomycetes; Xylariales; Hypoxylaceae
Exons: 2
Coding region: 214-2301 (695 amino acids)
Molecular function (GO): protein binding
Source: RefSeq, a predicted model, not a curated record
CUAGCACAUUAUAUAGGUUAUGGGGUUUGCCAUCUCCACGGUCGUAUGCUGUAACCUAGGCAAGCGGUAUUAAAAAUGAGCUUCGGGUUUGGUGUCGACGAUUUUAUCGCUGUAAUGAAGCUUGUUGAUACGAUACGGAGGGAAUUCGCCAGCGCUCCAAGCCAAUUUGCCGAUAUUUCUGCUGAGUAUAUUGCCCCAACAGCAUCGGCAUGAAUGGAGGCUAAACUUCUUAUCAGGGUUCGAAAUCUCUCUAUUAUACUUCAAGACGUCGACAUCACCUUAUCUGAACAAGAGUUCGAUGAUAAGCGAAAUAAUAGCCUUCUAGAUAUUGCCAAGAGUUGUCGCAGCGUUCUAGAAGACCUCGAAAACGCACUUAGUAGAUACAGCGAGCUAAGCUUUAAACAAACAACGAUAAACCAACGAGCCAAAAGGGUAUGGAAGCGGUUGACAUGGGAGCCUAACGGCAUCUGUGACAUUCGAAGCCGGGUUACGUCAAAUAUUGUAUCGCUCAACGCGUUCAACCAGAACUUGGCUAAUAAGAACGUCGCUAAACUACUGAGCAAACAGGGUGACCAAAAUCGUCGUGAAAUUCUCGACUGGCUCACUCCCAUUGACUACUCCUCUCAGCAAGCAGAUUUCAUUAGCCGACGACAGCCAGGCACGGGUCGUUGGCUUCUAAGUUCACCGGAAUACGAAAGAUGGGUAAAAUAUAAGAAACGAACACUGUUUUGCCCUGGAAUCCCAGGAGCCGGAAAGACAAUACUUGCUUCUAUUGUCGUCGACCAUCUCUCUUCCCGAUUCCAGAACGACUCAACUGUUUGCAUCGUAUGCCUCUACUGCAACUUCCGACAACAGUCCGAGCAAAACGCCAUAGACCUGAAGCUGAGUUUAGUCAAGCAAUUAGCCGAAGGUCUAUCGCCAUUUCCAAACGCGGUGAAAGAACUUUUCGACCGUCAUGAGUCCGAGAAAACGCGACCGUCGGAAGACGAAGUCCUGAGCAUUCUACGAAAAAUCGCCAGCGACCAUUCGAAGAUCUUCAUCAUUGUUGACGCGCUUGAUGAGUGCCAAGCAUCUAACCACUGCCGGACAAAACUUCUUUCAUGCAUAUUCAACCUCCAAGACCAACAAAACGUAAACAUCUUGGUCACAUCGAGGCAUUUACCGGACAUCGAAGAAAUAUUUGCGAAAUGUCCGAAACUGGAGAUUUGUGCGAGCCGAGAUGACGUACGGAGGUACCUAGAAAGUCGUAUGGAUGAGCUGCCACCGUUUGUGCUCCGGAGUCCGGAGAUUCGAAGCGAGAUUAUAAGUACCAUUUCGGAAGCAGCCGACGGGAUGUUUCUGUUGGCACAAAUCUAUUUCGGUUUCCUUGACGACAAGACGUCAGCGAAGGCAAUCAAAGCAGCGUUAAAGGAAUUCAAGAGGAACGGAGAUUUGGACAAAGACAAUAGGAUGCGAACCCUCACCAAUGCAUAUGGACAAACUAUGGAGAGGAUCAAUGGACAGAAGCAAGGCCAUAAAAACCUCGCGAUGCAAGUCUUACUAUGGAUUACCUGUGCUAAGAGACCUUUGGCCCCCUUGGAACUUCAAUAUGCGCUUGCAGUUGAAAUUGGUGAAAAGGAGCUUGACGAAGACAAUUUUCCGGAAAUUGAGCAAAUGGUAUCAGUAUGUGCCGGAUUGGUUACAAUCGACAGAGGAACUAAUAUUAUCCGCUUGGUUCACUACACAGCACAAGAAUAUUUCGAGAAGAUGCAGAGCCAAUGGUUCCCAGAAGCGCAAUUGAUUAUAACAAAAGUAUGCGUUACGUAUCUCUCUUUUCCGAGAUUUGCGGUCGCACACUACGAGAAGGAUGAUGAUUUUGGGGCGACGGAAGACUUUACCCUUGAUUGGAAAUUAGAAUCAGUCCCUCUAUACCACUACGCAGCUACCAACUGGGGAUACCAUGCCUACGGUAUCCCUGUGUGUCAAGAGGUUAUAUCUUUUCUAAAGAACCGGGCUCAAAUCGCAGCGGCGAGUCGCGUAGCGCUAGAAGGAGGACGUGUUUAUCGACGACCAGCCGCAGGCGAAGUUAGGAUUUACCUAAAAAAGGUGACCGGACUACACCUCGCUGCGUACUUUGGGCUCGAAGAUUCUGUAAGGCAUAUCAUGGGGGAAUAUGGUCUAGAUGAAGAUGAUUCUCGCGGCCAGACACCCUCGUCAUGGGCCGCCGAAAAUGGAUGCGAAGCUAUUGUUCGCUUGUUAUUGGAAGCAGGGGCCGGUAUUGAAAGCAAGUCCCGCACUAGAGGCCAAACACCCUAUCCUUAGCGGCGGAAUUCGGACACGAGGAAGUAGUUCGACUGCUGCUCGAAAAGGGUGCUGACAUCAACGCUAAAGAUUAUCAUAACACCACGCCUCUUACAAGGGCAGCAAUUAACGGCAG